CUUACAGGGGAGCGUCGUGCCGACAUUCCGGUACGGAAGGAAAAAAUUCCAUAUAUUUGUAACUUUCGAAUUUUAGUCACGAUGACUGAACAAGAAGCUUUUGCUGGACCUCAUUGGGUACAGGAGAUUCCUAAUGUAGGCAGACCGAUACUCGAAAGAGCGGUUGUUCGUCAAAUGGAAUUCUAUUUCGGUGACAUGAACAUCGACCGUGACAAUUUUAUGCGUGAGCAAAUAGAGCUGGAGGAUGGAUGGGUUCCCUUGGCUGUGCUCAUUCGGUUCAAUUGCUUGGCCAACCUGAGCAAGGAUAUUGCCUUCGUUGCCAAUGCUGUGAAGAAUUCCAAUUCUAAGAUGCUAGAGGUGUCAGACGACAACCAGAAAAUUCGCAGAAGUCCCAAAAUGCCUGUCCAGCCGAUAACUCCUGAACGUCGCAAGGAAAUAAAAGAGCGUACACUUUAUAUUAAAGGCUUCCCACUGAAUACAAAACUCGAUGACCUGUUAAAGUACUUCAAUGAAUUUGCAGAGAUGGAUAUGGUUAUCAUGAGAUAUUGCGUAGACGAGUCUACUAAACAAUUAUCCUUUAAGGGAUCUAUAUUUGCUACUUUCAAAGAUAGAGACGAUGCAAGAAUGUGUAUGGUUUAUAACAACCUUGUGUAUGGCAAGAACAGAUUGACAGUCCUCUGGGAAGAGGACUACUUCGCGGCGAAGACUGUUGAUAAGAAUAAACCUGUCACUCCUUGCAAGGUACCAAAGUUGUAUCUGCCUACAGGCAGUGUAUUGUAUUUCACUAAAGAAGCAGGUCAAAUAACGAGGGAUCAUAUUCAGUUGGCAAUGGCAACUCUAGGCGGUGUCGUCGCAUACAUAGAUCAUGCAAACGGCAGCACCCAUGGCUGGGUGCGUUACAAAGUGCAAAAUGCAGCUGUAGCAGUGUACAACAAGUUAAAAAACGGAACUCUCCAAAUACGCAACACAACAGUAUCAUUUAGGCUUCUUGAAGGUGAGGAAGAAGCCGACUAUUUGAAUAAGGCGAGCGAAGCUAUAUUAAGGAGGGAACGUUUUGACCUCCGUAAACAAAACGCUUAUUCGCUAGGUGUUGACUAUGCGCAUGAGUUCGACAGAAAAAGAAAACCAGAACAGCACAAUGAAGAACCGGCGUCCAAGAGAAAUGUUUAAAUUCUUUGCUCAUUACAUACAAAGUAACAUAUAAGUUCUGGGGUAUAAAAAAAGUCGAAUUAAAAAUACUGACUUUAAUUUCAAAUUAAACUUAAUAAUUACAUACUGACCAGCACUAAAAGUAUCCCAAAAUGAAGCCAAAUAAUGAAAUAUCGCGAAAAACUUAUAUGCAAAUGAGACCAAAAACAA
Messenger RNA from Hyposmocoma kahamanoa, 1359 nucleotides. Its product is annotated as la protein homolog. The record is from RefSeq and is a predicted model, not a curated record. Gene Ontology annotation, biological process: RNA processing; positive regulation of translation. Lineage: Eukaryota; Metazoa; Arthropoda; Insecta; Lepidoptera; Cosmopterigidae. The transcript has 6 exons. Gene Ontology annotation, cellular component: nucleus; cytoplasmic stress granule; cytosol. Gene Ontology annotation, molecular function: RNA binding. The coding region runs from base 82 to 1170 and encodes 362 amino acids.